Messenger RNA from Kockovaella imperatae, 2131 nucleotides. RefSeq lists its product as hypothetical. The transcript has 16 exons. The record is from RefSeq and is a predicted model, not a curated record. Lineage: Eukaryota; Fungi; Basidiomycota; Tremellomycetes; Tremellales; Cuniculitremaceae. The coding region runs from base 1 to 2064 and encodes 687 amino acids.
AUGGGAAACUGCACAUCGUCAGUCGAAGAGGACGGAUCACCAUCGCCAUACACCCAAGAUCCAAGGAAACAACCGCAAUGGUUUCAGCAACAGCAGAUGCAGAAUCAGCAAGCACCCCCACCGCCGUUUCCUGCACAGACACAAACCUUUCAGACGCAGCCUGCUUUCCAAGCGCAAGGUCGCCCGCAGGGUGUCCCUCCGGCCAGUAACAACCCAUACACCAACCCCUCUGCAUGGAGUGAGAAAGAGCCGAUUCAGGACCAAGGUUCGGGUGAAGCUAUAGCGGGAAAUGCGCCGAUCGCUCGAAAGACUGGAGAAGUCCUUGUGAUCAGCUACGACAUAGGAACGACUGCGUCUGGAUGUGCGUACAUGUACAGAGAUUCUAGCGGAGAAAUCGGAUUUGGACCCGAAGUUGUGGAUCAGUGGCCUGGACAGACCGCAACCUCUCUCGGAAAGACUCCGUCUAUCCUCUUCUAUGACCAAGGUGGGCAUUGUAGGCCAGAAUGGGGAGCAGAAUGUCUGGCUCCAAAAUGGACUCCAGGUAGAUUGUCCUCCUUGGGAAUACACAAGACAGAGUGGUUCAAGCUUCAUGUUGAUCCGGCAUCUGGUCCGACACUGCGUAACGGGCCAGAGUACCAAUUGCCUCCGCGCGUGUCAGUGUAUCAAGUCUACACAGACUACAUGACCAGGCUCCACUCGGCAGCCAUUGCAAGACUGAAGAGUAGGCGUGGCGCCGACCUUUUCGACAGGUUGAGCGCUGAAGGCCGAGUUCAAUACAUCCUUACGAUUCCAGCCGCUUGGCAGAAACCAUCUAUCGUUGGAGAACUCCGAAGAUGCGCUCUGCGAGCUGGUCUCAUAACAACGGAGGAUUCGACGGCACUGGACUUUUGCGCCGAGCCCGAGGCGAGCGCUCUAGAAUGCGUGGGUACUUUCCUCGCGUCCACUUUUAAUGCCGCGAAGCAGCUUGUCUUGACCUCAAACGACAUAUUUACGGUCGUCGAUGCCGGUGGUGGAACGGUGGACCUGACAUCCUAUCAAGUUUUGACUCCAAACCCGUACCUUACCCUCAAAGAGAUCGACAUUCACAGUACCCGUUGUCUGUACGAAGGUGGCACUUUCGUCGACGCCAGCUUUGAGCUCUUUUUGCGAGACAAGCUCUGCAGAGAAUAUCCCGCCAUCUAUCAAGAGCGGCAUGUAGCAAGAGGAGUCAAAGAGUUUGCCUCAUCUAUCAAAAUUCAAUUCGGCAGUCGCGGACACAGUUCCACCUUUUUGACCCUCAGCGACGAAGAUGAAUAUGACCAAGGAUGUAUCGAGCUACAUUGGCACGAGAUUGAGCAGUGCUUCAAGCCACAAGUUGACAAGAUCGUAUCCGCCGUUCGAGGCCAGGUAACAAGUCACUUGGGCCAGAGCAAGGUCAUCUUCUGCUCCGGGGGCUUUGGCAGCAAUGACUAUCUACGGGAUAGGCUUGCAAGCGAAUUCCCCGGGAUUCAAGUUCUUCAACCCGGAGAUAAGAGCGCUGGAUCCAAAGCGGUCUGUUUGGGAGCGACUCGCUACGGAAUCUUCAGAAGCGUCAAAAGUCGAACCUGUUCCUCUUGGUAUGGUGUACAGACAUUUAGAGACUAUAAGAGCUCAGACCAGAAUUUGGACGGAGCAUUGGCCCACACGGGAGUCGGCAAACGCGGCCAGAAGAUCUUGAACCGAGUCUUCUCCCCGAUGCUCUCACCUGGGGAGAGCAUAGAAGACGAUGAGUGGCGCAGCGCACCAUUCACCAUGCACUUGGCCGAUAACGCCUCUGCUGUCCGUAAAGGUUAUCUCGUAUUUUUCCAAAGUGACCGGUUUGCCAAACCGACUUUUACAGAUGAGAUCGGAUCCACCCAACUAUGUCGGGUUGACGUGUUCAUACCUCCCCACGUUGCCGGUAAACCAAUCAUUGCAGCUAAUGGAGACCGAUUCCGAUCGUACGAUAUCAUUGUGUGGCUAUCGCUGGGGAGAGCAGAUCUUCGAACUCGAGUGUCAGUAGACAACGUGGAAUCCGGAGGUGGCACAGUCUCGUGGCAGCAAUGAUAGUCUUGUAUCUUGUAUCAGGUCAGAUUGACCGUCUGCUGGAUUUUGAGGUUUUUCUGCAUGCAUC